AUGGUGGCAGAGUCAAUACCACGACACAUCACGCCUCCCACCACUUCAUCUCGUUCUUCUUCCGUGUCCGCCACCCUUUCCCCUUCUACCGCAACGGCCCCUCGCUCCCGCACUCCCAUGGCUCCCGGGUCGCCCAUCUACGACCGACUCGAAGCUGGCCGGCCCCCUCCAAAGCAGUCGCUUCGUUUUGGCUGGAGAAAGUUUGCCAUUGGCGCCAGUUUGCUGCUCGUGUUGGUGUGGCUGUUUGUGCCCAAAGAGCGACGCCACUUGCCGAAAUGGAGCUCGAGCUCAGGGGAUGAAGUCAUCCCACCACUCCGACGACCAACACAAACGCCCGCCAAAUCGCCCUCAAAUGGCCUCAAACAUCCUACAUCCUUCGACGAAGAUUCGGACCCAACUAAGACCACAUACUGCAAAAAACCGCACUCUUCUUCUGAGCAACUCGUUCAGUUUGGCCUCAUGAUAGACGCGGGCUCCACUGGCUCACGUAUCCACAUCUACAAAUUCAACAACUGCGGUCCCCAGCCUGUCUACGAGUAUGAAGUCUUCAAACAGACGGAAACAACCAAAAAGAGUGGUCUGUCUUCAUUUGCUGGCCGACCUGAGGCGGCAGCUGCCUCGUUGGAUGUUCUCAUGCAGGAGGCCAUGCGUGUUGUCCCUCCUUCGCUGCGGAAAUGCACUCCCGUUGCUGUUCGCGCGACUGCUGGACUGCGAUUGCUUCCAGGCUCCCAAUCCGCUGACAUUCUCGCGGCCGUCACAACCCAUUUACGCGACAACUACCCUUUCUCGCUCCCUUCCAAGGACCCCGUGACGAUCAUGGACGGCGCUGACGAAGCCGUGUUUGCCUGGAUAACCGCCAACUAUCUCCUCGGGUCAAUCCGCGCAGAUGCCAAACCCAAGACGCCCACUUUUGCCGUUCUCGACCUCGGAGGGGCAAGCACACAAAUCGUUUUUGCGCCAGUCGGCGAUGCACCGCUUCACGAAGGAGAACACAAAUACGACCUUGACUUUGGCGGUAAAACGCGUGUGCUGUACCAGCAUUCGUACUUGGGCUAUGGGCUAAUGCAGGCCCGUGCUAGCAUCCACCGUGUUGUCCACUUUAUGUCGUCGCUACACCACGAUCCGCCUGUUGCAGCUCAUGGCCAGGAUCCCGUCAUCAGCAAUCCUUGUCUUUCUCGCGAAACCCGUCGCAGAGUCGAGCUCCCAAUAGACGGCGGGGCGAUGCAGAACUUUACCAUGGACGGCGGUGAUGUGGGUGGAUUCGAGGCUUGUAAAAAGAUCGUCGACCUCGUGCUUGCCAAAGACGCGGUUUGCACUGUCCGGCCCUGCGCUUUCGGAGGUGUCUACCAGCCUGCACUGAGUGAAGCCUUCCCGGCUCACGCUGGUCGGGUUCUCCUCCUCAGCUACUUCUACGACCGUGUUGCACCGCUUAUGCCCAAACCGAAAGGCGACACCCAGCUUGCUACGACAGUUGAUGAGAUCGCUGAUCUGGCCAAAGUUGUGUGCAAGGGAAGAGAAGGGUGGCUUCCUCGAUGGGGCGCGCAAACUGCGUUGAUGGCAGACUUGGAGGAGCGCCCGGAGUGGUGUCUUGACUUGACGUUUAUGCAUCGUCUGCUGCGGAACGGUUACGAGUUUGACGGCCACCGGGAAGUGAUGUAUGGCAAGCAGAUUGCGGGGACAGAGUUGGGUUGGGCGCUGGGUGCUGGAUUCAAGCUUGUUGGAGGUGUAGAUGUACAGUGUCGUGUUUAG
Mycena indigotica is the source of this 1749-nucleotide messenger RNA. RefSeq lists its product as uncharacterized. Bases 1 to 1749 code for a protein of 582 amino acids. The transcript has 3 exons. Gene Ontology annotation, biological process: protein N-linked glycosylation; nucleoside diphosphate catabolic process. The record is from RefSeq and is a predicted model, not a curated record. Lineage: Eukaryota; Fungi; Basidiomycota; Agaricomycetes; Agaricales; Mycenaceae. Gene Ontology annotation, cellular component: Golgi apparatus; membrane. Gene Ontology annotation, molecular function: UDP phosphatase activity; GDP phosphatase activity.